Messenger RNA from Corticium candelabrum, 1874 nucleotides. RefSeq lists its product as uncharacterized. Lineage: Eukaryota; Metazoa; Porifera; Homoscleromorpha; Homosclerophorida; Plakinidae. The transcript has a single exon. The coding region runs from base 63 to 1862 and encodes 599 amino acids. The record is from RefSeq and is a predicted model, not a curated record.
CACUUUCCAGCUUUAUUGACACUUUUGGAGAUGAUCCCAACUUAUGCUGCCUCAAACUGGAUAUGUCCAAUGCUUUCAACAAUUGUGACCGUACUACUUUUCUGCGACGUCUUCACAGAGAGCUUCCUGAGCUUUUUGGAUGGGUGCAGUGGAGCUAUCACAAACCCGCAGAACUUCGUUUUGGCAACCGAAAACUCACUUCUUCUACUGGUGUUCAGCAAGGCGACCCUCUGGGUCCUUUGCUUUUUUCCUUGGUCAUUCUAGAUUUAGUUGAUGAAAUUGGGCCAUUAAAUGACAUCAACUUAAAGUUGUGGUACCUAGAUGAUGGAAAUUUUGUUGGACAUCGUUGCAAGGUAGCUUCACUCCUAGAGCAGAUGAAAUCUAAAGGGUCUAGAUAUGGUCUUCAGCUGAACAUGUCCAAGUGUGAGAUAUUCUGGCCUUCUGGAAACCAGUCCUUUCCGGAAUUUCCGUCAGAUGUGGAACGCGUCGUCGACACAAAGGGUGGUGCUGAUUUUCUGGGCUCUCCUCUCUGGGGAUCUGAGGUCUUUUUCAAUACUAGCCUUUCAACUCGUAUUGACAAAAUCUGGGAAAGUCAACAACGCCUGCAAGAUAUUGAAGAUCCUCAGGUAGAAUUACUUUUACUGAGAUCAUGUCUGUCUUUGUGCAAACUAAACCACAUACUCAGGACUGUUCCACCUGACAAAGUCCUUGGCCAACUUCAAUCUUUUGACAUCAACUUACGGAAGACUCUGGAAUCAAUAGUAGAUUGUUCCUUAUCAGAAAGCUCAUGGCAACAAGCUACACUCCCCAUUCGCCUGGGGGGCUUGGGUUUGAGGGAAGCUUCUCGAUGUCACCCCGCAGCCUAUCUUUCCAGUUGUAACUCUUCUCGUCACUUGGCAUCUUACCUUCUAUCCAUGAGCAGCCAGUGGAACAUGUCAUAUUCCGAUGAGGGCCAGGCGAUUGUGUUUCCAGGGGAGUCUACGGCCCAAGAUUUUUUGCAACUCCUUUUACCAGAUAACAACCACAAAAUUGAUUCCACCAGUCAGCAUCAGUUGCAACUUCGGUUGGACUCUGCUUUAUGGUCUUCACUCAAAGAAUCGGCGAGCAUAAGGGAUCGAGCUCGACUGAAUACCAUUUCUGGUCAACACACUGGGGCAUGGCUACGGGCAAUACCGAACCCGAAUCUCGGCCUUUCCAUGCCCAAAAGAGAGUUUAGUGUGGCACUACGGAUAUGGUUGGGUAUCCCCAUUUUCCCUUCCCCAAACUCCAAACGCUGCCCUUGUGGUAACAUUAUUGAUAAGCUUGGUGACCAUCUAUUGGGAUGUAAUCAAGGACAGAGUUUGACAACGAAACGUCAUGAUGCUCUAUGCGAAGUGGUGUACAACGCACUGCUUACAGAUGAUUCUCGUUGUCGUCGGGAGGCAAGAUGUAGCAGUAGCAACCAAACAAGACCAGGAGAUGUUUAUCAUCCAGAUUUCGAGCGCGGUUUGCCUGCCUACUUUGACUUAUCGGUACGAAGUUCCUUACAACCGUCUUUUCUCACUCAAGCAGCAAGUCAUCCAGGUGCAGCAUCUGAUGCAGGAGAGAUGGAAAAGGACGAACGACAUCACCUGAAUGUGUCCAGCACAGGCAGCCUUUUUCAUCCGCUAGUAGUAGAGACUCUGGGUCUCUGGACAGCUGCUAGCCUUCAAGUGCUCAAGAUCAUAGCACGUAGAGCUUCGUUUAAACAUAAUGUUUCAAUUAGCCAGUCUGUUUGUCAUUUUCAUCAGCAACUCUCUACUAGACUGUGGUGUAGCAACGCUAAAAUGAUACUAGCUAGAUGCAGUUUAGAUGGUACUGCUAGUCCCCUAUGGGACCUAUAAUAUAAUAUAUAU